This is a messenger RNA of Oenanthe melanoleuca, 9602 nucleotides long. It is a transcript of the gene PTBP3, whose product is annotated as polypyrimidine tract binding protein 3. The transcript is spliced from 15 exons. Lineage: Eukaryota; Metazoa; Chordata; Aves; Passeriformes; Muscicapidae. Bases 398 to 1948 code for a protein of 516 amino acids. Gene Ontology annotation, cellular component: nucleus. Gene Ontology annotation, molecular function: mRNA binding. Gene Ontology annotation, biological process: mRNA processing; regulation of RNA splicing. The record is from RefSeq and is a predicted model, not a curated record.
CCGCCGGGCCGGGCCGCGCACGGGGGUCCCGCUCCGCCGCCGCGCCGGGGCCGCGCUGAGGGGCGGGCGGCCGCUGCUGGCCGCCGGGAGCGCCCUGAGGCUUCCACCUGGUGCCGCCUGGGGCGGGGCGGGGCGGGGCGGUGACCAGCACAUCCCGGCUCCUUCUUCCUCGGAGCAGCGGGGUGGAGAGAUAAGGGCUGGGGGAGGUCCUCUCCGCCUCCGUCGGAGGGAGCGGAGCGGAGCGGAGCGAGGGGAAAGCAUGUGAAAAUUGUGCCUAUUUCUUCAGGUCUGUGGACGCGAGUUUCACUUUGGUGUUAGAGGCAGCAUUUUUGACACACUUUGCAGAGUGGUGUGGUCCUGUCAAGCUUCUUCUGGUGUCAGUAACAGACCUUUUACCAUGAGCAAUUCCACUCCAACCACAGAUAAUGAGAAGAAAAAAAGUAAAGGAAACAGAUCGCCAUGUUCUCCUUCACGUGUGCUUCAUAUUCGUCAAAUUCCAAAUGGUGUUACUGGAACAGAAGUUGUUUCAUUAGGUCUCCCUUUUGGCAAAGUAACCAAUUUCUUGAUGCUAAGAGGAAAAGGUCAGGCAUUUUUGGAAAUGGCUUCCAUAGAUGCUGCUGUUUCUAUGGUGAACUGCUACACUCCUGCUCCUCCUCAUCUCCACAAUCAACCAGUUUAUAUUCAGUAUUCAAAUUACAAGGAACUUAGGACUGACAAUCAACAUAAUCAGGCUAGACCCCAAGCUGCAUUGCAAGGUGUGAAUGCUGUGCAGCAUGGAAACCUGGGUAUUACAAAUGCUCUUGCUGCUGAAGGUGGGGUCCUUCCAAGUCAUGGUUCUGUUCUUCGAAUCAUUGUUGAAAAUGUUUUUUACCCUGUCACUUUAGACAUGCUGUAUCAGAUUUUCUCUAAAUUUGGCUAUGUCUUGAAGAUUGUCAUGUUCCACAAGAACAAUCAAUUUCAAGCUCUGCUCCAAUAUGCUGAUGGAAUGAAUGCAUAUUAUGCCAAAAUGUCUUUAGAUGGUUAUAGUAUCUACACUGGAUGCUGCACUCUGCGUAUUGAUUUCUCCAAGUUAACUAACCUAACAGUGAAGUACAACAAUGACAAAAGUAGGGAUUUCACUCGCAUUGACCUUCCUUUUGGUGAUGGCCAACGAACCGUGGAGACAUCCUUAUCUACUCCCUUUGCCACCCAAAAUACCAUCUUUCCAUCAUAUACAGGGCCACCUGGGUUUGCCCCGCCUUUGGGCUUUCCUCAGGGAACAGGUCCUUCUGUUCCGCCUGUUCCUGGAGCACUUGGUCCUCUCACAAUCACCACAUCAGCAGCUCCUGGACACAUGGCUAUUCCUGGUAUUCCAGGAAGCUCUGUUUUACUAGUGAGCAACCUCAACCCUGAAGCCAUCACACCUUAUGGACUUUUCAUCCUAUUUGGUGUGUAUGGUGAUGUGCAUCGUGUGAAGAUCAUGUUUAAGAAAAGAGGAAUUGCUUUAGUUCAGAUGGCUGAUGCAACCCAGGCUCAAUUAGCUAUCAACUACCUGAAUGGACAGAGGCUUUAUGGAAGGGUUAUGCAUGCUACUCUUUCAAAAUAUCAGACAAUUCAACUUCCUCGAGAGGGACAAGAGGACAAAGGUCUGACAAAGGACUAUAGCAAUAGCCCUUUACAUCGCUUUAAGAAUCCCUGCUCUAAGAACUUCCAAAAUAUCUUUCCUCCAUCUGCCACCCUGCAUCUCUCCAACAUUCCGCCGUCUGUUACUGUCGAUGAUUUGAAGAACCUUUUUACAAGUAAAGGAUCUACUGUGAAAGGCUUCAAAUUUUUCCAGAAAGAUUGCAAAAUGGCUCUUAUCCAGCUGGGUUCUGUGGAGGAAGCAGUUCACGCUCUCAUUGAACUUCACAAUCAUGACUUUGGAGAAAACCAACAUCUCAGAGUUUCCUUCUCAAAAUCUUCAAUCUGAAUUUUCUGUGAAUUUUCCCUUUAAGGCAGCAUAAAGGUUUUAGAUAUAGAGACUGAGGCAGUUGUGACCAGCUCUGUCUCUUGAAAGAAAAACCUCAUUCAUACACAAAGAAUUAAGUGAUGAUUUAUUCUGAUUCUAGCUGGAAGUAUGUCAUCCAUAUAAAGAUUCUUCUGUGAAAUAGUUUUAGCAACAAUAUUUAUCAUCAAAUUUCCUACUUAAAAUUACAUGUUGAGAACAUCCUUUCAGCUUUUGUUUGAAAUUAGCCUUACAAAACAAUUUAGAGUGCUUUUACAAUGUACCAAAUGAGUAUGUUUAAUGAAAAAGUAAAUCUACUCUGUGCAGAUUGAACACUAAUUUGAAUGUGAAAUAGUACUUGGGUUUCUUGAGGAAAAGCAAACAGUAACUGUGAGUAUCAUCUAAAAAUAGUAUUUAUGUUACCAGGGUGUGUGUCCAUACUUUGGUGAAUCUUUACAAAUAACUUGUUUAUAAGAAUAAAAAGUCUGUGCUGUUCUUAUAGAUUAAAUUAUUAGAGAAAAGGCAGUGCCUUCUCUCUGUGGAAUAAAAGGUAUUUGACAAGUUUCUUCAAGAUGUGCUAUUGGAGAAUUAGUUUAACUUGACUGUGGAUUGGAAGCUUGAUUCCUAUUUCUACUAUGAAGAGAUGUGUACCUUGGAGAAAAUAAAACAAGCAAAUGGCCUUGAUUUAAAAUAUUUUUUUUACAUUUCUCUAAAUAAUGAAAUGUUUGCAGUCUUAUGGAAAAUAUUCAGGUCUAUGAUGGUUUCUCAACUUUUUAAGAAGCUAUUUUUGCUAAGGUCAUCUUUCAGGGCAAAGAAACUAAACCUCGGUUUUUUACCACUCUGAAUCUAAUACUUAAAUUACUGUGUAUUUAACUAAUUUCUUAUUAUGUGCCUUACUUAUGUGUGUAUGAAACAAUAGAUUAGUGUUGUCUGAAGUAUCUUUCAAAAAUAUUGUGGGCUUUGUGAAAAUUCUUGUCUUGCUUUUUUUGAAAAUGUUUUCUAUUACACUUCUAUAUUUUUUUCAUUAAUUAAUACUUCAAAUUCUAAUUUCUUGUGCUUUCUUAUGGAGAUUGGGUAAAGAUGGGAAUGAGGUUUCAUUUGUUGUGAAAUCACAUAGGAAUUCUUUAAAUUUACCUAGUUGCACUUCUCUGAUGGUAGUUCUUCACUGUUAAAAAGUUCACACCCAGAAAAAAUACACUACAAAAAUGAAACAAACCUAUAUAGGAAGGCCAAAAAGCAAAUCCUGUUCAUUUCCUACACUUCAUCUGACUUUUUGAGAGACACUGGCUUUAUCAGAAUAUUCUCUUCCGCAUUUCUGCAUUUCUUUUUUUUUAAUACUUUACAGUAUUAAAGUUAAGGUAGUAGAAUGCUAUCAUUCUUUCCUUUGUGAGUAUGAAAAAAUGUUUGAUACUGAACCUUGAUUCCUCUUUGGAGAAUGAGCUGAGAUGCAGUUAGGUUUUGCCAUGAGUGUACAGAUGAAUACUAAUCAGUUUUGAUCGUAUUUUAAUAAGCUGAAUUGCAUUUUAAGAACUUUUCUUUCCUAGUGUUUUCUUUCACAUAAAUUAAUUGAAAAUUGAUUUAAUUUUAUUUUACAUUUUAAAAAUCAAUUUCUAUCAAACAUGGUAUUCAUUUACUUCUAGCUAUUGCAGAAUUUGUUUCUGCUGUAAUAUUUUGCCAUUCAUAACUAUUUUUAUUCAUCUGAUUUGCAUGGCUUUAUCUUUCUAGAAGAAAGAGUAUGUUUCUGCCAUGAUCUAAGUAUUCUGUAGUGAGCUUUCUCAAAUUUUCCCUCUGAAUUAUUUUUGCAAACUCAGCCUUAUAGUAGUUUGCCAGAUACUGCCUUGAUGUACGUGAACUGAUUACAGGUGUAGUGUUAAGGAAACUUCCUUGCCUGACCAUGCAGGAGCCACUCUGGCAGUCACUCUUGGACCACCUGAGCUGGGACCACCUAUAGCUGGACCCUUCCCAGCUAUGCCCCCUCACUCACACAGUCACAGGAGGUUUCCAUCCUCAGGUUUCCCAUAGCAGUCUCAGGUGUCCCUGCCAUUAAAACAGUUUAAUCACAGUGCAGUUACAAACUAACAGCUCGAGCUGGUGUCUCUGACUAGGGACCCAGAACAAAGGAGCUCCUGGGCUUUUAUCCCCUCCCCAUUCUAAGGUGGAGGUCUGGGGCCGUGGGCUCCUGCCGUGUCUGUGUCCCAUUCCCGGGCCUUGUUGUGCCCAGGGUUGGCUCUUCACGGCCUCUUUGCCUGGGCUGCACCAGCCAGAGCUCCACCUGCAGCUCCCACUGCAGCUGCACCCCGAGCUACCUCAGUGAACGUGCUCCUCAACAGUAGCAGCCAAUCUGACUGCACAGAUGUAGCUAUAAGUGCUGUACAGCACAACUUUAUAAAUAUGCAGAAUGCACUAUGUACUGGAAAGUUCAACUGGCUUAGGAAUAACAUUCCCCUAAGGGAUGUUACCUUUUGUAUUUCACAGAAUCCCGGAAUGGUGUUGGUUGAUCUUCAUGUCUUUCUUACAGGCUUGCUGCUCAGUCUGUCCAGGUCCUUCUGUAUGCUAUCCUUUCCUUCCAAGUGUGUUGACUGCACCACAGAGCUUGGUGUUGUCAGCAAACUUGCAGAGGGUGCAGUUGAUUCCACGGUCCAUGUCACCAGCAAGGGUGUUUAACAGUUGUGGCACCAGUGCUAUUCCUUACAGAACACUGCUCAUUAUUGAUUUCCACUCGAUCACCAAGCUGUUGAUCACAAUGAAUGUGGCCAUCCAGCCAAUUCUUUUUCCAGCUGGAAGUCCUCCUAUCAUAUCCAAGAGACAAGGAAGUUUUGUGGGACAAUGUCAUGCUUUGCACAAGUCCUGAUAGAUGACAGUUGCUCUUUUCUUGUCCGCCAUUGCCAUAACUCUGUUGUAGAAGGCCGUUCAAUGUGUCAGGCAUCAUUUACCCUUAGCAAAGCUAUUUACUUCAUCUUGCUGGGAACCAAAGUGGGACUUCCAGACUUACAGUUCCCUGAGUCUUAUUUCCCUUUUUUCAAAUGUAGGCUGUAUUUUCACUUUCCAAGCAAAGCUUUAGCUUUCAGAGUUUCAUAGACUUGGGCCACUCAGAAAACCACUUCCUCCCAGGCUACAUGUUGUUACUUCCACUCUCUGUAACUUUUCUUUUAGUGUUUAAGUUCAUCCAGAAAUUCCAUGUUCAUCUAACGCAUCCUGAUUUUUUGCCUACUUUCCCCUACUUUGUUGGGAUAAUCACUCCUGACCUUGGAGAAGGUGAUUCUUGGAUACCAACCAGCUUUCCUGGGUACCUCUUUCAGGCCUUUAUCCCAUGAUACUCUACGAGGCAGAUCUCUGAGGAGGCCAAAGUCUGCUGUCCUGAAGUCCAGGGUAGUGCUUUCUGUGCACCUUCCUUGCUGUCCUAAGGAUCUCAAACUUCAUUUCUUGGUCUUUGCAGUCGAGGCUGCCCUCGAGCUUCACAUUCCCCUCCAGUCCCUCCUUGUUGGGAGAAAAAGGUCCAGCAUAGCAUCUCCUGUCCUUGGCUCCUCUGUCAAUUGAAGAGGGAAGUUAUCAUCAGUGCAUUCCAGGAAGCUUCUGGAUGGUUUAUGUGCUGCUGUGUUGACAGAUAUUAGGGUGGUUGAAGAUCCCCAUGAGGAGCAAGGUUUCUAUAUGUUAGGGUUCCUCUCUCUGUCUAUAAGGAGCGUCAUUUGUCUUCCUGGUCAGACAAUCUGUAGCAGACCCCCACUAUAAAUGCUCCUGUCCCUUGCCUGUCUUGAAUCCUGACCCAUUAACUCUCAGUCAGCUCCUCAUCCAUCCCCAGCUGAAGCUCCAUGAUCUCCAGCUGGUCAUUGACAUAGAGGACAACACUACUUCCUUGUCUACCUUUCAAGUCUUUCCUGAAGAGCUUAUAUCCUUCCAUUCCAACACUCCAUUCUUCGGAGCCAUCCCACUAUGUGUCCAUGACAUACAUGCCAGUGAGGUCAUAGGCAUCCCCACAUCUCUAACUCUUCUUGUUUUUACCCUUCUUAUGUGCUAUUGCAUAGAUGCUCUGCAGUUUGAAACCCUAAUGAAGCUGACUUACUGGCUGGAGUAGCUGGAAUUCCUUUGUGGUGUUCUGGUGCUUUUGUGAUCCCUCUUCAGGAUCUAGGAAUCUAUUGCUGGCACUGGCACCAAACUGAUAGGGGUGGGAUGGACUAAGGUUCCCUUCCCCGUGGCAUCUUUAGUUUAGAGCCCUUCUCACCACCUUGGCAAGCCUGUGGCUGAAGAUGCUCUUGUCCUCUUGUGACAGAUGGACCCCAUCAACCCUCAGUAGACCCAGUUUCUGAAAGCAAGUCCCAUGGUCAAAGUAGCCAAACCCCUGGGACACAGCCCCAGAAGCAUUUUUGAUUCACCAAAUUUGACUGGCCCUUUCAAACACCUUCCCUUUGACUGUGAGCAUUGAUGGAAAGAUUGCCUGCAGGAUCAUAAAGACUUUCAAAUUUUGAAAAAUCUGGAAGUCUACUUUCCAAAUUUUGAAAGAUCUGAAAAUUUAUAAUGUUACCUUUUUGGUUUUUUGAUACAAGUAUUGUGUAUCUUUUUUUAUUCACCUUCGAUGUUCUGUUUUUGCAACCAAAUUAUUCUUGUCAACAUACUUUUAGAUUUAUGUGUAUCUGAAAGAUGCUGCCUCCUGGGGAGAUCGCUUUUACAAGUUAUGCAGAUAAGCUUUGGAAUCUGCCAGUACAUCUUAACAUUUGCUUAGCAGCAUGAAGUCACUAGUUAAGGCUACUUUUUCCCUUUUAAUGUUCCACCUUGAAUAAUUGAAAGCACAAACAUAACACCUUAUUAUUAUUACAAUGCAUUGUUAGAAAAGAAUCAUGGCAGAAGGAAUAUUUGUUAUACUUCAUUCUUGACUCAAUAGUGCCUGGUGCAAAAGCACAGCUGCAUCUCAGUUCUUGAUGUUCUAAAGCCAGUAAUAGCAGAUCCCUUAAUAUCUGUGAAAAGAGUAGGAUUUGGGAAAGAGUGAUAUUAUUCUAAGAGUCUUACAGUGAUGUGGAUGGAAAGGAACCUCAAAAGGCUUAGUCCUACCUUUCAGUCUGAUUAUGGACAACUUUAAGCAGUUACUCAAAGAAUUGUCCAUGUGAAUUAAAAAAAAAAAUCAAAUGGAGCAUAUUUUCUGUUCCUCGCUGUUCUCUUUGGCAGUCCUCACUGUCAGUUUGCUUCCUUAAUAUAUAACUAGACUUUAAAUGUACUGCAUUCUGUAUCUUUUACCUUUUUCCCCUGUUAACUGUGUAACUGAAGAAAAUUCUGGCUUCAUCUUCUCUAUACCAUGGCCUUAAGUUGUUAAAGAUAGGUUUGUAAUUUCUUUAACAUGUAUUAGUAAUUUCUGAAGUAUCUGGUAAUGUACACGGUGUAGGUUGCUAUUUGGGCACAUGGUGUGAUUCCUUGGGACUGUCUUGUGCAGGACCAGGAGUUGGAUUUGAUGAUCCUUGUGGAUCCCUUCCACUUUUGCAUAUUCUGUGAUUCUAUGACACGGUUAUGCCUCUGUAUAUGUCAUGUCCUUGAAUCAAUUUUGAGUUACCUCCUAGACCAUUUAUUUUUGAUAGAUGCACACUUGCUUCAAAGCUUAAUAAGGCCUUUUUAGCAACCCAGGAGCAGCUAAGUGCCUUUUCAGAUGAUCCUUCAUUUAUUAUAUAAUGGUAAAACUGCUUUUUUAAUUUCUGCAGAACUCUUAAAACAUCAGAACUAAUUUCUGAAACUUUGACUCAUAAUUUGACUCGGCUGCCUUGUCUGCUGGUCCUGUAAGUUGCACUGGUUUUGUGUACUGAUAAAUUGAGGUCCUUUUUUGGGAAGAGAUUCCACACAUCUGUGGAGACUGGCUUAUUUGUGACAUUUUCUGAUUACAGACAGCAAACCUGUUUGUAUGCCAAGAAAACUAUUAGUCUUUGUGGAUAGUACUGCCAGUGAGGUCUGUCUGAUCAAUUAUCUUGCCCUCCUCUCAUUUCAGUUGGAAAGUGGUAAGUUGGGGUUUUUUGUAAGAGAUGUAGACCUACUACUUGCCACUUUAUGCUGUAGCUUAUACUUCUGUUUUUGAAAUGAGAGGCCAGCUACCUACAAAAGGAUUUGUUUUGCCUUAACCUUUGCCCCUGAUACUUUGUUAGAGCACAACUGCCAGACUUAAUCUUGGUAGUGUUAUGCUGAAACAAUACUAGUCAGAUUGCACAGAAUUUUUUCUUUAAAUUAACUUUAUAUUCUGUCUUCUGAAGUUUAGUUUGCUAUAUACAAGAUUGUUUGCUUGCUCUUUUCAAAGCAAAUCCUAACAGAAUAUAAAAUUUCUCAAGUAUUUCACUUCAGAGUUUUAUUGACUGGGGAUGUGAUAUAGGAACAAAUUGGACCAAAGUUUUUGUGCCUUCAGGAGUUUUAUAUGUAGGAUUUUUCAAAUCUGUAGGUGUCUUAAGUAUAAUAAAUACAUUUUCCCCCUCUGGAAAAUGUAUAUUGUGAAAUAUUAAUGUUGUCUACUGACUAUACAAGAAGUGAACUACAGUUGUUUCAAUACAGAUUUAAUUAUUCUACUGUCUUUCCCAUUACAGUUUUUUCUUUUGUACUGCAAUAUGCAGGAAUCCAAGCAUAACUCAUGUCAUUUCCAAUUUCAGAUAAUAAUGACAUGUUGUUCUUGGAGCAGUCCCAAAGAAAUUAAAUGCUUACAUAAUUGAAGGUCCUUGAUAAAUGAAGAAAGCUUUUACUUUAGCAGAUUAGUGUCAUCACUGUAAGCAAUUUUCCAGUUCUUGGAAACUCUGCUUUAUUUAUGAGUGGGAAGCUACUACACAUAAACUUGAUUUGAAGCACUUUCCAAAUCUUUUUGAAUAUGUUACCCACUCUCUUCAGAAGUUCGCUAUAGAACUGCAGUAGCACAAGAUAAAAGUUGCUAACCAAGCAGAUUCUUGCAUCAGAAUGUCACUUCACUCUCUCACCAAAGACUCCUGGUUUUACUGAGAUAUACAAAAAUCUGUUUUCUCUCACACUCCUUUCUGACUGAAGACCCAGUGCAAAGUGGCCUCUGUUUGAGACUAUUACUGGUGGUAGAAACAGUGGAAAAUGAAAUCGUAAUGUGAACCAAAUGAUGUGAGAGAAGCGAAGAGUUAAUAUGUUGCUUUUAGUACUGUACUCAAGUAAACAUCUCUAAGAAUUGCUGUCAUUCCUUCAUUUCACAUGAUCUGUUCAUAAAAGUUCCCUUUCAGUUUAUAAAAAUGUUCAUCUAACGCAAGAAACACAAGAAAAUACUGUAAAUAUUUGUAACAUCAUGUUUUGUUUGGUUUUUGUUUUUUUAAAUCCUGCAAAAGAGUGUUUGGGGAAACAAAUGGAAAUGUAAAAUGUUUUUAUAUAAAGAUUGUCUGUAUAUUUUAAUAAGCAAAAGCUUUCAUUUGUAAAGCAUCUUGUGGCAUUGCAUGAAAAGUAUUCCAUAUUUGUGGAGAUGACUUAAAACUGAAAAAAAGAUAUUAAGAUGUAUUAAAGAAACCUAUUUUGUGACUGUGUAGUGCAUGGUGAACUUGAUUUUGUUUGUGCUGUAAUAUAUUCUGGUUUUUUAGGUUAGUGUGUUUUCUGAUCACAUGAUAUCUAUACCUAACUCAUUUCCUAACUAUAGUUAUUGUAGCAUGUCUUUUAAUAAAUGUAAUUAUGGCUGUAA